Messenger RNA from Bactrocera tryoni, 2211 nucleotides. Its product is annotated as HEAT repeat-containing protein 3. Gene Ontology annotation, biological process: ribosomal large subunit biogenesis; protein import into nucleus. Bases 135 to 2099 code for a protein of 654 amino acids. NCBI's taxonomy places the organism in Eukaryota, Metazoa, Arthropoda, Insecta, Diptera, Tephritidae. The record is from RefSeq and is a predicted model, not a curated record. The transcript is spliced from 10 exons.
AAAAAACCGAUUGUUGUUGUGUUUAUGCACGUGGGGGUCUGGUAGUUUUUUGUGUGAAUUAUUUACUAAGCUUUGGAGUUUCCUGAGCAUAGAGCUAUUGCUAGAGUGUCAUCUAUUCGUAAUAGUUAAAGAAAAUGGGUAAAACCAGACGCAACCGCGUACGCCUUGUAGCGAAUUCGAAUCCUUUGAGUUUAAAUGGUGUUGCCGAUUUUUUGAACCACGAUGAAGAUUUAAUGGAAAAUGGUUUGGGUCCAGUGGAUACAAUACGCGAACAACUCCUUAAUGUUAAUGUCGAGGAAAAAUUGAAUGCUUUGCAAUCAUUAGCAGUGCUAGUGCAAUCUGGCAAAAAAGAUAAACUAACUGCCAUAUGCCAGAGCGACAUCAUACGCAUAUCUGCACCAUAUCUCUACGAUCGCGACCAACCUUUGCGAAAUGCAGCAGCAGGUGCACUACGUAACUUUACUGUUUGUAUGCCAGAAGUUUGUGAGCUAUUUGUUGAACAGGAUGUGCUCACGCCACUUUUGACUUUAUUGAAUGAAUACGCCCAGGAUGGCGAAUGGGUGCCAAACUUCGAUGCUGCAUUAGGUCAACUAGAUAUACGGUCGGAUACAUUUUUGCAGGCUAUAAAUCUUCUUUGGAACCUUUGUGAAAGUUCUACUCUUGCUUUAGAAACCUUUAACCAGUCACAAUUAAUAGGCAGUUUUAUACGUUGUCUGGAUUACAAUAUUUUUGGUUUGGAUAUUGCAAUUUCCGUAGCGCAAUGCUUAUUAGUGGUGACGGAGGGCAAUCAAAAAAUUUGGAAUGCAUUAACUCAGCAUGUCCCUGAAAUAUUAAGUUUGCUGAAUGUUACAGGCAGUUAUGGACAUCAAUACCUACGAACAUUAGGCGCUGGUAUUUUAUCAAAUGUGCCGGCUUUGUCAGCAGCUUAUACUUGCAAUAUAUUGAAUAGUAUCUCAGAAACUUUACAAAUUGAUCAACAGGAAGCAUUGUCGAAUUUGUUGACUAAUCAUAGAGAAAAUGACCAAAAUGAAAGUAUAUCAGUAAUGGACUUCAAUGUUGAAAUGGAAGAAGAGGAGACCGAAGAAAGCGCCGCAUUACGAAGACGUCAACAAGAACUUCCUACACCGGCUGAAAUUGCAAUCAAGGACGUCGGUAACUUAUUGGACGCUCAGCGUGUUGUUGCAGAAAUUAUUACGAACUUAGUAUCGAAUGAUGAAGAAGAGUGGGUCGAUUCCGAUGGCGAUGAUGCGUCAGAGGGUGAAGGUGUUAUAGACUACGAAUAUGAAAAUGCAAAUGGUAAUGGAAAUAUACAAAAUGAAGAUAAACUCCCCGAAGCGCUUGUUGAAGUUAUUAAAUCGUUGAGCAUUAUUGAGAAGCUUUGGAAAAAGGCACAAGUUUUACCUGAUAAUGUUGCGCAAUCCUUGAGGGAUGUGAGUGUGUCACUGGUUGUGAAAGUAAAAAACUUGCGCAUUUCAUCUUUACUUUGCCUACAAAACCUGUGCAAUGCUUUGAGCCCUGAAGACCUGGGUGGCGCCAAAGCAAUCUAUGAUGUUUGGGUGGAGCUUGGUCAGCAAGUGUUUAAGGGUCCGCAAGACGUGUCUGUCAUGGAACCGGCCACAUCCCUAAUGCGUGCUACCUUAGAACGACUGAAAACCAACAAAGAGUUGUUCAGUCAAAUGGUUGAAAAUGACUUAGAGUUAAUUUUCAAUGGUGUAAAAAACUGCAGUGUUGCUGAAAUACGUGCGAACUGGUUGCGUAUGUUGGGCACAUUGGGUUGCCUGUUGUCAGAAAAUUUAGUGCGCAUAAUCAUCACAUUCAUCGUGGAAGCAUGUUCUGAAGAGGAGGAUGUGUGGACAAUAUCCGAAGCACUUGAUGCUUUAAUGGAUAUGUUUGCGGACAAUGAUUGGCCUAAACUGAUUAUCGAAUUGAAUUUGCCGGAAGUGCUGAAAAAAUUGGAGAAAAUGUUUAAGAAUAAGAUGCGUCAACAGCGUCGUGAAUUGAAGGAACGAUAUCCAGCUGUGCAAACGGUGCGCACAAAUUUAACGCGUUUCAUUCGUUAUAUGGAAACCGAAGCCGACAAAUACGCGAGAAACGCGUAAUUUUCAAUGUAAGAGAAAUACAUUACAUUACUUCCAGUUUCAUGCAAUGUAUAUAAAAAACACGCAUUUUUCUAUUCUUAUUUGACAAUAAACAUUUUUAAAAGAAAUCAGA